Molecule: messenger RNA, 1584 nt
Organism: Colletotrichum navitas
Lineage: Eukaryota; Fungi; Ascomycota; Sordariomycetes; Glomerellales; Glomerellaceae
Product: major facilitator superfamily transporter
Exons: 4
Coding region: 1-1584 (527 amino acids)
Biological process (GO): transmembrane transport
Cellular component (GO): plasma membrane
Molecular function (GO): transmembrane transporter activity
Source: RefSeq, a predicted model, not a curated record
AUGUCAAGCCCACCAGCCUCAUCGGGUCCCUCAGCUCCGCACCUGACAGGUCUAAGCUUGUAUCUGGUUCUCGGCGCUGUGUAUCUUUCUAUAUUAUGCCUAGCAAUGGAUAGGACCAUGCUUUCGCCGGCGCUGGGAACCAUUACCAGCGAAUUCGGAACAAUCAAGGAUGUAGGAUGGUACACAUCUUCAAACCUGAUGACGACAGCAGCAACGCAGUGUCUGUAUGGCGCAGUGUACAAGGUCUUCAACACAAAAUGGACAUUUGUUGCCUCUAUCGUCCUCUUUGAAGUUGGAAGCUUGAUAGCUGCAUUGUCCCCAACCAGUAGCGUCCUGAUAUUGGGUCGCGCGGUCAGCGGACUUGGCGGUGCCGGACUCUCCAGUGGAUCAUAUGUCAUCAUAGCCAAGGUGGUCCCGCUACAGAAGCGAGCCUCAUUUCUUGGCCUCUUUGGCGGAAUUUGGGGCAUCGCAAGCAUAUGUGGACCAUUACUUGGUGGAUAUUUUGCCGGGAGCGUCACCUGGCGUUGGUGCUUUUACAUCAAUCUCCCAAUCGGAGGAAUGACACUUCUCGCCAUGUUGUUUUUUCCCUCACCGAAUACAUACGAUGAUGGAAAGAAUCCGAAAAUGACUUUCAUCUCAAAACUUCUUCAACUAGAUCUAUUAGGCGCGGCUGCCCUCUUGCCGGCCGUCGUCACGCUGUUGCUAGCCCUCCAAUGGGGAGGUGGCGAGUUUUCUUGGUCGUCUGCUGCCAUUGUAGGCCUUUUUUUAGGCUCUGGGCUUCUCUAUGUUAUAUUUGCCGUGAUUCAAAUAAAGCGGCAAGACAAAGGCUUACUACCGCCGAGCCUCUUUAAGGAACGCGACGUAGCCUGCGGCAUGCUGUAUAACUUCUUCUUUGGAGCCUUCUACUACGUCAUGCUUCCAUAUCUUUCCAUCUAUCAUCAAGCAGUUCAAGGUGUCCACGCAAACCAAGUCGGACUUAGGCUUUUGCCUUUGUCGCUUGCGGCAGUACUGAGCUCUACAUUGAGUGGAAUCGUGAUUAGCCGUCUGAAGACCUACAAUUUUGUUUUGUUAGUGGAAACUGGCGUUGCCGCUAUUGCGGCUGGUCUUAUGUUAAGAUUCUCAUUGGGAACGCCGGCGAGUUAUUGGAUACCGAGUGAAAUUCUAUGGGGUCUCGGCGUCGGUGCCGGCUUCCAAAUCGCGCAGUUGGUUCUGCAAAACACUGUGCCAUAUCACAUGAUACCACAGGCAUCAGCUGGCGUGCAGUUCUUUGGCAUCCUGGGCGGAGCCGUGUCAGUAGCAUCAGCCCAAGCAGCUUUCCAGAAUGGACUUGUUGAUGCCAUGAGAAAGAACGUCCCGCAGGUGACCCCAAACAUCGUCGUCAACACGGGCGCCACGCAGCUGAGACACACGCUCGAGAGCCUGGGACAACCGGACACCGUUAUCCAAGCUGUUCUAGAUUGUUAUGCAAUUGGAUUGAAGAAUACUUUCUACAUAUGCACUGCUGCCGCUACAGCUUCAUUUUUUGUAGCUCUUGGAUUUCGUUGGAAGUCGCCGGCGUAUAUAGUCCCAGCAAGGUCGAAUUAG